Messenger RNA from Penaeus monodon (black tiger shrimp), 941 nucleotides. Its product is annotated as putative ankyrin repeat protein RF_0381. Bases 150 to 941 code for a protein of 263 amino acids. NCBI's taxonomy places the organism in Eukaryota, Metazoa, Arthropoda, Malacostraca, Decapoda, Penaeidae. The transcript is spliced from 6 exons. Gene Ontology annotation, molecular function: protein binding. The record is from RefSeq and is a predicted model, not a curated record.
CUUUGCAAUACUAUUCCGUUUUCUGGGGGAGGAAGGAGCUGCUCUGUCUGUGUUUCUUUGGAAUCUUUGUUGCGAGGCUAGCCAAGAGACGCAAGCCAAGGGACACAAGCCAAAGGACGCACACCUAUAGACGCGAGCAGGUCUUCAAGAUGGCUCAUUUACUACUAGGGCUUCUCCUGAAGGCGGCGAGCGACGGGGACCUCGAGGGAGUGAAGGUCUGCCUGGACGAAGGAGCCGACGUAGAGGCGGCUAGCUCAGCGAUGGGCGAGGAGAAAGGGCUCCGUCCGCUCCACCUGGCGGCGUGGGCGGGGCACGCGGGCGUCGUCCGUGAGCUUCUUCGCCGUGGCGCCGAUUUCAAAGCAAGGGGCCGAGACGGGUACUCAGCCACCCACUAUGCUGCCAAAGGAGGCUUCGUCGAGGUGUUGAAGAUCCUUCACGAGAAUAAGUGCAACAUGAAAGCCAAAACAGACAAUGGGCAGACGCUCCUUCACGUGGCAGCUGACAACGGUAACCUAAAGGCCUUCGAGUGGAUAGUAGAAAAUACAAAUAUUGACCUCGACGCCAAGACCCGUGAUAAGAGCACUGCUUUGGAAUUGGCCCAGAAAGCGAGGCAGAAGAGCAUAGUCACUUACCUGCUGAAGACUCCAGCUCAGGAGGGAAUCAAAAAAGGAGAUUUGAGGAAAGUCAGAGAAGUGAUCGCCGGAGGCUUCGACGCGAACGCCGUGUUUCAGGAAGAGAAAAACAGAGAGUGCCGGCCCCUUCACCUCGCAGCUGAUGGAGGACAUGCGGAAAUUGUGAAAAUUCUCCUUCAGUCGGGAGCUGAUAAAGAGGCAAAGAAUUACGAAGGUUGGUUAAACGUUACGUGUUCUGGAGAUUUGCAGAGUAGUUACAUUGUAAUCUUUACGCGAAUGGUGUUGUAUAGAGAGAGGGAGAUAGAUUGA